Messenger RNA from Glycine soja, 1877 nucleotides. RefSeq names its product pentatricopeptide repeat-containing protein At2g20710, mitochondrial-like. Gene Ontology annotation, molecular function: protein binding. The transcript has 2 exons. Lineage: Eukaryota; Viridiplantae; Streptophyta; Magnoliopsida; Fabales; Fabaceae. The record is from RefSeq and is a predicted model, not a curated record. Bases 85 to 1575 code for a protein of 496 amino acids. Gene Ontology annotation, cellular component: mitochondrion.
UAAAAGCCCUACUCUCUGCACACUGAAGCAAGUGCUGAGUGGUGAUGAGAGUUGAGUUGACAUCGGCGAGCAAUAACAAGAAGAAUGAUGAUGCUAAUCCGAUCAAAAUGCAAACUUGUGAAAAUGUGUGGUGUUUGCGUUUGUGGGUCUCUCGAAAUGUGCAUGUACUCGACGGAAAGCGUGGUGGCGAGUCUCGAAAAUCGCGUGUUUAAGGUUGGGGAUCCAGUGAUUCCAGUGAGUCCUAUUCUGAAGCAGUGGGUGGAAGAAGGCAGAGAAGUCACCAAACUUCAGCUCGAAAAUCUCGUUUACCGCCUCACUCAAUCUCGUCGCUUCACACAUGCCCUUCAGGUGUUGGAGUGGAUGAGCAAUGAAAGGAACUAUGAGUUGUCUCCGGGAAACAUUGCUAAACAGAUCAACCUGAUAUCAAAAGUCCGUGGCCUUGAACAGGCAGAGAAAUAUUUUAGAGGCAUCCCUGAUGCUAAAAUUGAGUUCAAGAUCUAUGCUGCUCUUUUGAGAUGCUAUGCGGAACAUAAAUCUGUGGAGGAAGCGGAGGCUGUCUUGAAAAAAAUUAAAGAGUUGCAUCCUGUGAAUAUAACUGCAUGUUGUAAUAUGAUGUUGGAACUCUAUGCUAAGAAGGGUAAGUACGAGAAACUGGAUAGGUUGAUGCAAGAAAUGAAAGAGAAAGAUAUAUGCAAUGCUGGUACAUAUACGAUUCGGUUAAAUGCAUAUGUGAUCGCCACAGACAUAAAGGGGAUGGAGAAGUUACUUAUGCAAAUGGAAGUUGAUCCCAUGGCAACUGUGGACUGGUAUACAUACAUGACUGCGGCAAAUGGUUAUCGGAAAGUUCACAAUUUUGAGAAGGUUGCAGCAAUGUUAAAGAAAUCGGAGCAUGUAGCCAGAGGCAAGACUAAGAGGCUUGCUUAUGAAUCUAUUCAAACUAUGUAUGCCAUUAUUGGGAAUAAGGAUGAGGUUCAUCGACUUUGGAAUAUGUGCACUAGUCCUAAGAAACCCAACAAAAGUUACAUACGUAUGUUAAGCUCGUUAGUGAAGCUGGAUGACAUCGAUGGGGCAGAGAAAAUUUUGGAAGAAUGGGAAUCUGUACAUGAAAAUUUUGAUGUCAGAAUUCCAAAUUUGAUGAUCAGUGCUUAUUGUAAAUGGGGACAGUUUGAUAAGGCUGAGGCUUAUAUCAGGAGGCUUUUGGAUGGUGGCAAGCAUUUAGAUGGAAGAACAUGGGACCGAUUGGCGUGUGGCUAUAAUGCAGGUAAUGAUAUGGAGAAUGCAGUUCAGGCAAUGAAGAAAGCAGUCUCGACAAAUCUAGCAGGAAGGAGGCCAGACCCCUUUACUCUGGUUGCAUGUGUUAAAUACCUGAAAGAAAAAGGAGACUUGGAUUUAGCCCUUGAGAUUCUUAAGUUAUGCAUAGAGAACAGCCAUAUCUCAGUCACUUCCUAUGAUGGACUGGUAAGUUAUGUUCGUAGUGAAACUGAAACCCCGGAUACAGAACCCCUUGAUCUUAUCAAAGGAGAUUAUCAAAUGUUUGAGAAUGAAAACACUCAACUUCUUGGUGGGGAGAACUGAUGGUAGCAUCUAAUAGGUGGGCAAAGCUGCAUUAUUUGUUACGGAUUUGUUAAAUUGUUCCCAGGAAAAUAAAUUAUCUAGCACUAGCCAUAGCUGAUAGCUCUGAUUUCUUUUCCUUUAAGUGUUUUUAGAGGCUCAAAUGCUACUUUCAUCAUUAUGUUCCAGUGAUUGAAUUAACAUCCUAACACUCAUUAUUUGCAUUUAACCAAUUUAAUUGUGGCUCAAUAGGAGGAUUAUAAUUGUUAGCUUGUAGUUUGUGGCCAUUAUUCCAUUAAUCUAUGCAAGCUCUCUAUUUCUAGUAA